Molecule: messenger RNA, 2523 nt
Organism: Perca fluviatilis (European perch)
Lineage: Eukaryota; Metazoa; Chordata; Actinopteri; Perciformes; Percidae
Gene: coro2ba
Product: coronin, actin binding protein, 2Ba
Exons: 12
Coding region: 142-1572 (476 amino acids)
Biological process (GO): actin filament organization
Molecular function (GO): actin filament binding
Source: RefSeq, a predicted model, not a curated record
CUGCCUGCUUGGAUUUGAAGGGGAAGGAAGGAAGGAAGAGAGGAGAUCCUGGCAGCUCGCUUAGAAAGGACGGUGGAUGUUUGCAGUCUGAGAAGGCCGCAGCAACACUGUGACUAUAGUGUCACUAAGGACACUGGUAAGAUGUCAUGGCGUCCGACCUACCGAAGCUCCAAGUUUCGAAAUGUCUACGGAAAAGUGGGCAACCGGGAACACUGCUUCGACGGUGUCCCCAUUACCAAGAACGUCCAUGACAACCACUUCUGUGCCGUCAACUCCACAUUCCUGGCAGUUGUCACCGAGAGUGCCGGCGGGGGCUCUUUCAUUGUUAUACCUGUUUCCCAGUGUGGCCGCCUGGACUCUCAUUACCCAAAAGUGUGUGGCCACCAAGGCAAUGUACUGGAUAUCAAGUGGAAUCCCUUCUUUGAAAAUAUCAUAGCAUCCUGCUCUGAGGACACCUCGGUGCGAAUAUGGGAGAUCCCAGAGGGCGGUUUGAGGCGCAACAUGACGGAGGCGGUGCUGGAGCUGUACGGCCACAGCAGACGGGUGGGUGUGAUCGAGUGGCACCCCACCAGCAGCGCCAUCCUCUUCAGCGCUGGCUACGAUUACAAGGUCCUGAUCUGGAACCUGGAGAUCGGAGAGCCGGUGAAGAUGAUCGACUGCCACACUGACGUCAUUCUCAGCAUGUCCUUCAACACAGACGGCAGCCUGCUGGCCACCAGCUGCAAAGACAAGAAGCUGCGUGUCAUUGAGCCGCGCUCCGGGGCAGUCCUUCAGCAAGCCAGCUGUAAGAACCACCGUGUAAACCGAGUGGUGUUCCUGGGCAACAUGAAGCGGCUGCUCACCACGGGGUUUUCACGCUGGAACACCCGGCAGAUCGCUCUCUGGGACCAGGAGGAUUUGUCCAUGCCAAUUAUGGAGGAGGACAUAGAUGGCCUCUCAGGAUUGUUGUUUCCCUUCUAUGAUGCUGACACACACAUGUUGUACCUGGCAGGCAAGGGGGACGGCAACAUCCGUUACUUUGAGAUUACCACUGAGAAGCCGUUCUUACAAUACCUAAUGGAGUUCAGGUCCCCGGCCCCACAGAAAGGACUCGGUGUGAUGCCAAAGCACGGGCUGGAUGUGGGAGCUUGCGAGGUGUACCGCUUCUACAAGCUCGUCACCCUGAAGGGUUUGAUCGAGCCCAUUUCGAUGAUUGUGCCAAGAAGGUCAGACACAUACCAAGAGGACCUCUACCCCAUGACAGCAGGAACUGAACCUGCGCUGUCCGCCAGUGAAUGGUUGAGCGGCAUUAAUAGAGACCCAGUCUUGAUGUCCCUAAAGGAGGGUUACCAACGGCCAAACCAGUUAGUGUUCAAAGCCCCAGUGAAGGAAAAGAAGAGUGUAGUAGUGAAUGGGAUCGAUCUGCUGGAGAACGUACCGCCCAGGACAGAGAACGAGCUCCUGCGGAUGUUCUUCCGGCAGCAGGAUGAAUUGCGGCGGCUGAAGGAGGAGCUGACCACCAAGGACGUGCGGAUACGCCAGCUGGAGCUGGAGCUCAACAACCUGAAGAACGUUAGCCCCAACAACGUCUGACCUCUCAGCCUCCUGGACUGGCAAAGCUGCUUCCUUUGCCCCCAAUUGUGACCUCCAACAAGCUUCUGAGCCCUCCUACGCCUCUUUUUUGAUAUAUCAUAACUUCACCCCUGCUGCCCUGCAUAGUGCACACAAUAAUAUGAUAGGUGUUGGAUAAUCUCUUUACUGGCGCAAUUACAGAAAUAUUGUAAUAAUUACAAAUAUGAUAAGUAAUGGAGACAAGGCAGUGUUCAUAGAUUUCUACGUUAACAUGAAAUCAAUCAUAGGGAAGGUUUGAGAUCCAAUCCAUUUAGGUAUUAUCUGUUUUUACAACGUAUAUCUAGCACACCUUAAGCGUUACGAUGAGUAAUUGCAUAUUUCCUGCCAGACCUCCUGAGUGUUUGUCUCACUGUGCCUACCCUAUCAUUCACUUUGCAAUACCUUGAUCACCACGCAAAAAAAAGCCCCCUACACUCAUCCCCCUACCACCAUCUAAUUCUCAUGUUCUGCUAAGGCAAAACUGGAGGUUAAAAAGACUGUCACUGGCUCCUAUGUUCCUUCCCCAAGGCCUUACACCCUGCUGCAGACACAGUUUGCAGUGAGCUGCAACAUCAUCUCAAAAUGGCUGACAUGUGAAGUACUUGACAGAUGAGACGAGCAGACAGGGAUCACGUUUUUUUUUUUCACACAGCUGCUAAUCCCGUAGCUUCUUUACUCACCUUCAGAUGGUGCUGGCUAUAGAUUGACUUCACAAUACUGACAUAUACAGUAGCUACCCAAAAUGCAGUCUUUUCUUCCCAAGGAUAGUGGGUAGUCCACUCACUUUAAGUGUUUUAUUCUUUAUUUAAAUAGUGGGAAAGCAGCAGGGGAGACAUGGAUCCAGAGGUGGUGGACUUGCGUUACUCAAAUAUGGUCUCAAGGGAAGCUUUGCUGGCUGUUAUUAUUUUUUAGGGCUAAUUUUAUGGAUGUUGU